UCUCAGCCUUUGUCUCUCUGGUUCCCAGCCAACAAAGAAAGACCACGGCGAGUCGGCGACGGUACACGGAACCAAUCGCAUGGGCCUCCUCGACCAGCUCUCGGACGACACGGUCGCCGGCCCGCGGCCGGACCACGGUCUCGGCAGGCUCCGAAAGUACUCCUCCUUUUCGCCCUCCUCGUCAGCCGCGCCGACCACGGACGUCCAGCCGACGGUGACCCGCAGCAUCAGCAUCUCCCGGCCGCCGUCUCUCUCACCCCCGUCCGGCGAGUCGACUUCCUUGCCGUCCUCCCCGGCCAGUGCGCCGGACUCUCCGUUCGCAGCAGGUAGCAGUAGCACGCCGAGGGUGGACGGCUGGAGGGCGUUCCGCCGGAAAUCCAAGAUGGCCAACGUCGACGUCGUCCGGGAGGAGGCGACCGUCGGGCCCAGGAGCCCCAUUGUGUACGACUGGUACGAUUUAAACGUCACCUUCACUCUCACUCCAUGCUCCUUGCACCAUACCAAUUGUUAG
Messenger RNA from Triticum aestivum (bread wheat), 511 nucleotides. RefSeq names its product dormancy-associated protein homolog 3-like. The record is from RefSeq and is a predicted model, not a curated record. The transcript is spliced from 2 exons. The coding region runs from base 80 to 511 and encodes 143 amino acids. NCBI's taxonomy places the organism in Eukaryota, Viridiplantae, Streptophyta, Magnoliopsida, Poales, Poaceae.